Physella acuta is the source of this 2114-nucleotide messenger RNA. RefSeq lists its product as uncharacterized. The record is from RefSeq and is a predicted model, not a curated record. Lineage: Eukaryota; Metazoa; Mollusca; Gastropoda; Physidae.
UAGAGAUUGGGUUCUUUCCACAGCAAAUGGCAAACAAAUGCUACAAAGACCAUCUCCUUUUGCGGUAGAUACUUGCUGGACGAAGGCGGAUUUAUUCAUCAUACGAUGAAAACAGAUAAAACUACCGCGACCCAAACCAGCGCCCCCCGCACCGAACCAGCCAUGUCGCCCCCUUCCUGUCAACCCAAACGGCCCUCAAGGCUAGAGCGAGUUCAAGUCAAGCUCUAUACGCUCCUGGGGAUCCCAGAACUAACACCCGUCCGGGUCUUGUUCUUUUGGGCCAUUUUACUAGCGUUUGCACUGUGGCAGUUCUUUGUGACCCUUCACUACUUAGAAAUAUGUAAGCUCCUCUGUGAAAAGGAAAUACCGCUGCGCAAAUUAAUUUGGAAGUUUUGUCUGGCAAUCCUGAUGUUUCAGGCUCAGUUUUACGUGGUGAUUAAGCUCAUUGAGCAAUGGAAAAGAAACUACUACAAAGGUUGGACAAAGGAAGAAAGUCGAGCACUUAGAGAGGAAGGUUCCCGUGCUCGGGACAUGAGGGUAAAAAGAGCGAAGAAUUUAAAGGACAAUCCAGUGUUAACCUUUCAACUCGAUGAAGUCAUUCGGCGCUACGCCUGGCAGAUGAUGUUGAAGGACUGUGGCGAAGACGAGCGAUUCGAACUGGAGGUACAAGAGCUCGACUUCACCUGUGAGUUUGACUGGGCGGUGCUGGACAUCGAGCACAAGGUCACCAAGUUCUCUCCCAAGGUGAAGGACGGAUCUGUGAUGGAAACCCACCGGGGUGAGGUAGAAAAAGGUAAAAAAUGGAUGAUGCUUUGGGAAAGUUACUAUGACAACCAAGCUGACCGUAAACAAAGUUACGCUUUUAAGGGAUCACAUGAUACGACCACGUGGGUGGGCGUGGACCUAAAACAAUGUUACACGGUCAAGAAACAGGUGUGUGUCAAGUUAAAUCUCCCUCAAUGUUUACAAGUCGGCAUAGACAAUACCCUCAAUCUAACCAAGGUCAAAGGUGAAGUGUUCCAAAAGGCUCACACAUGGGAGAUCAACUCGCAGGUUGAAGUGGAGCCAUCGUCUCGAGCCCAUGCUCAGCUGUCAGCGAGACAAGAGUGCUCUGUAUAUGAGUUUGAGAUUCGAACCACUUUGUCUGCCCGGAAAGGAGUCCUCCCAGUAUUGUUUACUCCAAGCAAUGAUCGAGCGCUUCAAUAUGAGGUGAACAUUAAAGACCUACUGCAAGCGUUUAGGACAGUGGAAGAGGGCGGAGUUCUUACACCUGAAGAAAAAGCCUGCUUGGAGUUUAAGGAGGAGAAGUGGCUGGACAAAGAUGGCGUGGAGCACUCGACCACCUACCCCCAGAUCAUCACCAGGGGCACCUGUGUCUGUCUCAGCUGGACUGACCAGAGAGUGGACAUCAAUACCAGUCCAUUGUCAAUGGACGAGUCCACUUCUGAUGGGAACAGCAAGAUGAACUGAACGCCCGUGGGUCACACUGUAGGAAGAGCCAAGCGUCGGUUCAAUGUUUGUCUUCGAUUAGCCAGACAACAUUAGCAGCUGGUAUUGAUACAGAAUAUCCUCUAAACUUUACUCUACCCAUUAAAAGAAUUAACCUUCUUGAUCCUAAUUAAGCCAAACUCUUAGCAGAUAUUUACAUCAUUUAUAUCUCAGUAAUCUUACAAUAUUUUGUUGUUUUUUUUUCUCCUUUUUUCAAACGUUAGAAAUUUUUUUAAAAUUCAAGAAAAUUCGCAUGAUUUAAAGCAAGUUUUCAACAUCUACAUCAAGUGAAUAAUAACUUAACUAUUUAAAACACCAAAAUCUCCUUGCCCUUUUUGUUUUUUUGAAGAGGGUGAAAUCAGAACUAGGAACUAAAAUAUUUUAAACUAAUUUUUUUACAACUCCCUAUCAUAACAGAUAACUGAAGAAAAUAUGUCAUUUCUUAUAUUGUUAUCUUGUCUAUGGGAAUAGAUUAAAACAUUACAUUUUUCCCCAACAGUAUUGAUUACAUCAAAUUGAUCAUAAAUUGCUGAUUUUUUUUAAAAAUAACUUUAAAUUGAAAUUUUUAUUAAAUUACAUUUCUAUUUUUUUAUAAUUUUUAGAAAAAAGAUUAAAGAUGAGUUAAU